Morchella importuna is the source of this 1500-nucleotide messenger RNA. RefSeq lists its product as uncharacterized. Lineage: Eukaryota; Fungi; Ascomycota; Pezizomycetes; Pezizales; Morchellaceae. The transcript has 11 exons. The record is from RefSeq and is a predicted model, not a curated record. Bases 1 to 1500 code for a protein of 499 amino acids.
AUGAACCCUCCGAUCCCGAGCGAGUUCCCCGAGCGAUGCAGAACCUACCUCGAAGAGACGCCUUGUUCGGAAUGGAGUUUUACCGAGUUCUGGGAUGGCGAUGAGCACCUUCUUUCGGGGUGUGGGGAUGUUUGGCUGCGCGCCCUGCAGAAAAUUAUCGAUACCUCCGAUGACAGGGACAAGUCUCUUGCUGCUGGGCUGGCGAGGGCGAGGUAUAAGAACAUGGCCUUCACGCGCGAACAUCUACCGGAAUCGUCGCGGAGCAAGGGGGCCAAGUCCAAGGGGAGUAGUAAAAAACGCAAAAGGGACCCGAAGCCUCCAGCGUACGAAACCUCGCAAGAAGAAGUGACACCUGUCGCGGAUCCCCCCCGAAUCCCUUCCCCAAGCGUCCAAAAUCCCUCGCAGGCGGAUGAGGCUAGACGACUAAAACAGGUGCCAAAAGAGUCGUAUGCACAUUCGCUCAUACUGGAUCUGGAUGAUCCGGAUGUGCAGGAGCUCUUCGGGGAGGACUGGGACUCUAUCGUUUCGCUGGUAUUGCCGCUUCCGGAGGUUGAUGAUUCUCUAACGUCCUUCAUGCACGGAUUUGCAGAUGUCAAAACCACUGCCGACCUGCGCGACCGUCUCGAAACCAUGCCAUACAAACCUCCUAGCGAGACUUAUUCCCGUGAGAAGCAUGGCGACCAAGCCUGGGUUCACUCGGUCCUAACUUCAUUACUGGUCCUUUAUGAACACGAUCAUAUGUCGUGCAGGGAGAACCUCGAGGCCUGGUUCCAAAUCAACAUCUGGGGCCCAAUAUUCGAUCGCUGUUUCCAAUAUAUUCCUAAGAUGUCUAUUUCACGCUCGGAAUCUCAAUCCCCCAGCAAUUGCCGCCGGAAGAACAAAAACAAACCCAACACAAAGGACCCAACCAGUUCCAACCUGGCUGGCCCAGGCAACCCCGCUACAAGGGGCCCAGCAGACUCACACCGGAGGGGCCCAGCCUCGGAGCGCAAAGUCACAGGCAGCAAGUACGACGGCCUCAUCACCCAUUUCUCGAUCGAGUACGGCGCCGUAGAAGACAGUAAAAGGUUUGAGGAGGAGACGGCAAAGAAGUGGGUUUCGGACUCUCUAAAGCUCGCAAAGGUGCUCCAUGAUCAGAUGAGAUGUUUGGAGGAGAAGGUGAAACAUGAUAGGGGCGCUCUGGGGAGAUUUCAGUGCGUGGGGUUUGUGACCGCAGGGUUACACUGUCGGGGUCUGUAUCUGCAGUAUGGGAAGGGCCAUGUGAGUCUUCUGCGGCGGAGUGCAAAGUGUGAGGUCCCGGAGGAUAUCUCGCCAAUCACCGAUCUCAUCGCUGUACUUGUUGUGGUUUGGCAGAUAAGGGAAACUGUGCUGAGGUCUGUCCAUAACCUGGAGGGGUUCUUAGAGAGUCAUGCGGAGAUGCUAUUUCAGGUGGCGGUGAAGCAGCCGCCACCUAUACCGGCUAUAUUACUGACUUGUUUUGAUACCGAUGCGGAGCCUUGA